Messenger RNA from Dothidotthia symphoricarpi CBS 119687, 6239 nucleotides. RefSeq lists its product as uncharacterized. The record is from RefSeq and is a predicted model, not a curated record. NCBI's taxonomy places the organism in Eukaryota, Fungi, Ascomycota, Dothideomycetes, Pleosporales, Dothidotthiaceae. The transcript has a single exon. The coding region runs from base 263 to 5959 and encodes 1898 amino acids.
GCUCUCGAUAUCUAGGAUCUGGAACUGCAGCAAUCGAGGUUUGAUUAAUUGAGGAAUCAGGCCCUUGGAGAGAGCAACACCAACCGUCAGCUUUCGUAGGCAACCUGUUUGUGACUGCCCGCCUGUCCAAGCCCCACUAGCUUCGCUGCCUCAGACCUCAAAUGCUGAAUGUGCGGCCUCCAAUAUUGCGACUUUAGGCUCCCAGAUAGUAUAUCUCAGCCCGAUCAUAGUACGAGCUUCCUCAACAUGUGGAAACGACAACAUGUCCUCAAUACGACUCGCGACGGCCUCGAAUGUUCGUGCUUUCCAGAGAUUGUCCAAUAAGCUCAGCACAAGCAACGGGAAAUGGACAGAUUCGAUCGACCACGAAGCCCUCAACGAUGAAUUCGGACGGCUUAGAGUCUGGUCUGGAAACCUUGGAGCGUUGCAAAAGGGUCAUAGUUCGCUGGAUUAUCGACUCCGUGAUUCGCCUUUGUUAUCCGACAAUGCUCUCAAAUUCCUGAAAGAACUCGAAGAGAACCUCGAUGAAGCAUAUGCAGUUGUAUCCGGGGCUCGUCUACCGUACGAAGAGCAGCCCAGGUCCGACAAGGAUGAAGAAGAAGAAGACGACAAUGACGAUGGCUUUUUCAGCGAGGACGAAGAAGAAGAUGAUGGCCCAAGUGAAGAAAAAACAGAGUUGAGCAUGCGCUUCGGGGAAGUUGUUGACAUCAUAGACAACCUCUACAAGCUGAGUGUCCGUAUCAGGAUGCCUACGAUACGGUCAAGAUCACUCAAAGCAGCUUCAUAUCAGCCGACAGAUCCAGAAACGGGCGUCAAUCUGCUGGACAUGUACGCAGAGUACGAUCUACAGCACACGAAAGAACUGAUUUGGCAUCUACGCCAGCCUCACACAGGCGAUUCCCAGCCUGAAUCCGACUAUUUCGUGACGCGUCUGAGCAAGGGCAUCACCCUUCGUAGGCGCCAAUUUAAAUACUGGAAAAGACACCGAGACAAGUUGAGCAUUUCUGCCGUCUUUGGAGAGGGAUCUCAGAUUAUACAACCGGUAGUUGAACGACCCGAUGCUCCUCAGCGCAUAGAUACUUUGGAAGUUAACCCAGAGAACCCCAUCAUUGUCACCAAAGAAGCUCCAAGUCACAAAACCGGUAAAACGUUGCUGUCAGGUACCGAGGCUACACAACACCAUCAAUCGUUGGAUGAGAUGGUCGACACCAAAUCGGUGACAAGUUACGCUGUCACGGUCAAGGACAUACAGGGGAGAGGUGUCGAUCUACCGCCCCCUCCCAAAGGCGCCGGGGGCGAGAAGGAUUUCGAGUGUCCGUACUGCUUCAUCAUCUGUCCAGCACGCUACGGCCGCGGGCGCGCUUGGCGGACACAUCUGUUGCAAGAUCUGCAGCCAUAUGUCUGCACUUAUCCAGACUGCGAGGGCAGUGGGCUCUUUCGUAGCCGUAGAGAAUGGGUAGCACAUGAAGCUGGUCACCGCAAAGCCUGGAGAUGUUCGGAACAUCCUACAGCUAUCUACAAAUCACCCGCUGGACUGGAGAAUCACCUUCGACGAAAACACCUCGACAGUUUUCCUGAAAGCCAAUUGAACACUAUCGUCAAAGUCGGCGAAACUUCCACCGUGGACGUACGCGAAAAGUGUCCUGUUUGCUUCGCACCUGCCGAUACUGAAGGAAUGGGUGAUUUCCAGAACCAUAUAGCUAACCAUCUGGAACGAAUUGCCACCUUCGCUCUACCCAAUGGGAAUGAAGAUGCCGCAGACGGUGCAAGCAGCGCUGCAAGUCGUGGCAGGUCGGGCAGAUCGGAUAGCACUGGCUCUCAGAAUGCGAGCGAGAUGUCUUUACCUAGCGACGCUUCGGACGAGACAGACAAAAGUGAGAAGAGACAUUUGCGACGUUUGACAGAUAUUCAAUCAGGCAUGAACACCCUGCAGGAGGUUUCUCAUCCGCUCCUGGAAGCUAUGGCGUCGUCUAGUUUGUUGUCUGUCGAGAGCUUGCGUCGUCUGCCAGAUGAGAGUCAAAAUCGGCUUGAUACGCUACUCUUAGAUCACACUGAUGAACACGGCAACUUCGACGAGCAACAAGUUGACGACACGCCCGCAGAAAUUCAAGAACAUUUGGACCAAAGGGAAGACUUUAGAACCUACCUUAUGUCGUUACCAAACGCCCAAUCUGUACGAUUCUUCCGGCGCUACGGCUGGUGGAAGGGUCACGCUAUCUUCACAAAUGAGAAUGCUGCUGCACAGGCUCUAGAUAUGUUUAACAGAAAACGAUACCCGCAAAUCAAGAUCCAUCAGGUCUCUGAAAAGUCAAACAAAUUGAAGUUUGGGAUUCCAGGCGUGGACAGGCGGCCCCUCGUUCGUCAAUCGACAGCAGAGAUACAGGACGAAGAGGAAGAUAUGAGUGUUGCCUCGGGAUCAAUAACCUACGACGUGGAGACAGAACAGUCGACCAAGCGCCCGAUAAUAUCAGUGGCCGAUGUUCCGACACUUCGCUCGUUGUACAGAUCUCGAAAACUUCUACAGCGGGACCAGAGUUAUGCUCCAAAUGACACGUACAACAGGCUCAUCUCCUUUUGUUACUACGAUCUGACAAGACUCAAAGUCGACGCCAUUGUUAACAGCGCCAAUCGAGCCAUGACAGUCACGGAGACUGCUACUACACUCAACCACAUCAUUCACAAAGCAGCUGGUCCGGAGAUGACAAAGGAAGCGAAGGAAAAGGGCAAGGGCAAGAUCAAGCCAGGCCAGAGCAUUCUUACCGGUGGUUACAAUCUUCCCAGCACUCAUGUCAUACACACUGCAAGGCCUAGAUAUACCGGAUCCACGGGUAUGGGUCAAUUCAAUAUACUCACUGAGUGCUAUCGCAGCGUCAUGACUAUCGCUUCAGAACACGGUAUCAAGACCAUCGCCUUCCCGUGUGUGGGUACCGGCGGUUGUGGCUUUCCUCCCAGAGUAGCAGCUCGUGUGGCUCUGCAGGAAGUUCGAGAGCUUCUUGACUCACAUCGAAAUCAUCCUUUCGAACGUAUCAUUUUCUGUGUGAACAGUGCAGUCGAUGAAAAGGCCUACAUGGACUUUUUUCCUGUAUUCUUCCCACCAACACAUGCGGAUCUCGACAUCGCAAGGUCAUCGAACAAGUCUUUAGACCAUGCUACACUCGCUACACAGAUGCUAGAGACGCGUGUCGAGAUCCAGAAGGUUUCUGAAGACCUCUUGAACGAGUUCAGCUCGACCGUGCCUGACUUUGACAAGAAUGUGCUUAGCAAGUUCGGCGCUAUAAAUUCGGCACUCGCUUCAAUCAGAGAGUUUUUGUUAGGCUCCCAGGACCUCAAGAGAAGCCUCGGCGAUCUCAACCUCUUUUGUUCGGUUAUGUCGACGUUAUGUGGCAGUAUUGCAGAGAUAACUGAGAGGAGUGGAAGCGCCGAUAAUAUCCGAGACGACGAGCUGAUCUGGAACGACUACAACUCCCAAAUGGUCGGACUGCAUGAAACAGAUCUUCUUCAUUUUCUGAUCGACUGCCGGAACUUUGUGCAGUGCCUAGACGAUAUUCUGACACGCAAUGGUACUGAGUUGGACGAAAUGACUACCAUACGUCAAAAGCUCAAGAGUUAUGCGGCGAAACAGAAACUUGAAUUUGGCGAAGGUGUCCGUGAUCAUCUGAACGGAGUCCUCUACGCCCGGGAGUACCAGAGAGGUAUGCAACCUCAGAAUCGCGAUAUCGUGAGAUUAGAUCAGAUUCCGUCCGUAUCGCGACUUUACCAGCUGGGCGAUCUGGAAGAGAAGGCGACACUGGCUCGUCCUUCCGUAAUUUUCAAUCAAACAGUCUAUCUGGCAAGGGAAGAUAUCACAAAGCUCCAAGUUGACGUCAUGGUCAAUUCGACUGAUAUGAGGUUCUCAGGAAUGGGUACUCUGGAUCGAAGUGUGUUCCAGAAAGGCGGCCCCGAGCUCCAGGAAGACUGUGGAAAUUUUGGUGUCUGCAAAGAGGGCGAUGUGAAGCUGACAGCAGGGUACCUAUUACCGGCCAAGCACAUUCUUCAUGCCGUGCCAUCAGAGCGGUACCGAACAAAUACGAAGGACAUUCUGCGAAAAAUCUACCGCGAAGUGCUGCACAUGUCCGUCUCUUUACGAGCAACCUCAAUCGCCAUACCAAGCAUAGGCACCGGCACGCUCAACUACCCACUACGCGACACCGCAUCGCUCGCCAUGCAAGAAGUAAAGCUGUUUUUGGAGUCAGUCAUGCCGAAUAGCUUGAUCGAGAAGAUUGUUUUUGUGGUGUACUCGUCUAACGAUGAGUUCAUCUACAAGAGUCUCUUACCAGUAUACUUUCCACCUAUCAACCAAAGCCUACAAGCACAGCCUUUCUUGCGGCCCGUCCAGCCCGGCCAAUCAUCGAUCUCUCCCGAACCACGUACAACACCGCGACGUACCCUCUUCGGUUCUGUUGGUGAGGCGUUCCGCAACGUCCGUUUCGGCAGUAGCAACGUGCCUUCCGGCCAGCAGCCUGCUGAACAGGAAGAACGUCCCAUCAACACUUACGAGGAACACGCGUUGAUAGGGUUUGAAGCACAUGCCCAAGACUGUAUUGUCUGCAAAGAUGUUGGCCGAUUGUAUGACGAAGGAAAGGAUUUGUGCGAAGACGGUUAUCCACUUGCACAAACGUUACACUGGUACAUGGACAUGUCAGUGGAUCAGAACGUCUACACAAAAUCCGGAAGAGUCAAGUUGGAAAUUCCGGCUGAUCUGUUUCCACUGUCGUUAACCCUUCUUACCGUCAUCGAAGCGAGUUCCCGGGAAGAAUCUCGUAGCAAGCCGUUCGUCAGUCUGUAUUCUUCUUAUUCGACGGUAGUCGGAGACGACGCCCGAGAGGAGGAUCGGGAUCUAUUUGGCGGUCACCAUGAGGGUGGAGUUCUCAAGAAGCCAGGCGAAAGACGAUUGAGUGACUUGCAGUCCAAACUACAGGCUCUAGGUGAGGCAGCUUCAAGACUGCAAUCCAGGUCCCAUGAACAAGAUCUUAUGGCAUCACCGCCAGUGGGAGACUCAUCAAUACACGAGUUAUCAGCGGCGCCUGCCAAAACUAAGCAAAGGCCAACCAAUGAGCCUCUCAGUCCCCUGGCGAAACAAAUCCUAUCGCACCUGACCACAGACCUGGAAUCCAGACCUGGCUCAUACAUCGGCCAGCACACGAAGGAUAUCGCUUCCGCACUUCACAAGUCCGUGGCGGACAUAUCAGCGGCCAUCGAAGAGCUAGCAGCGCAAGGACACGUCCACAAUACCAUUGACGGAAACACAUGGGUCGUCUCACACCAUCCCAAAGAUCUACCCACACUUGCGGAACGGCGUAAAAAAUCAAACACGUCAGAAACGAAAUCUCCUUGGGUUCGUGAGGCGCCAGAGUUCCACGACACACCACCUAGCCCGACAACACGUCAUCGUUCUAGCUCAAAGCAACCUGUCGACACUGUUUCAUCCGAGCUCGAGCUCGACAUCAUCAAUAUCAACGACUACUUCACCUACCCGUCGCCUUUUGGCGCACGCUGGACGCGUAUCGAUAAGCGCCUUGUUGAUGCACAGGUAUUGACUGAAGCGGAUGAGGAGUUUGACGACACGGAGGAUAGUCUCGUCGUGCACAGAGUGCUAAGGCGUGGGGAGAUUCGAUCAUGGGCGGAGCAGACAAGGGAUCUCAGAAAGGGGAAAGAGGAAUCGAAAGAGGGCGGGGAGAACUUUGAAGGAGUGUCGAGAAGGCAGAGACCAGGACGAAGAGAAAGUGGGGACGAUCUGGAGCUGGAGCGAGUGGGUAGAGUGUUCACGGCGGGAAGGAAAAGCACGCGAGACGAAGAAGAUAGGUUAUCGAUGAGGAGGGGCGGUGAAAAGGAUAGAGAGCAGGAGAUGCUGGAUCGGUUGCUGGCGGGGGAUGUGAGGGAGAACGAGCUCAGACGGUUCGAGGAUGCGGAUGGUCGUUAGGAUUGGGGGUUGGAGUAGUGUAUAGCUAUGAAGACGUGUAAUCUUCGAGAUACAUGUCAUGGUGCUCUCCUUCAUCAGUUCAAAAACACAAUACUACAAUGUCGUCACAUCAUACGGCUACCAAACCAUACGUGAGGAAAAGUGUUGACGAUAAUGACCAUGUCAAGGCGAAAUUAAUAAGUAUACAACCGUCUGGGUAACCCAAGUAAUCUACUCCCCAGAAAGUCUUCUUGUAGUGCUUCGCAAUCAUAAUCGAACCCAAAACGCCGUGUUAUCCCGC